Molecule: messenger RNA, 2199 nt
Organism: Mercurialis annua (annual mercury)
Lineage: Eukaryota; Viridiplantae; Streptophyta; Magnoliopsida; Malpighiales; Euphorbiaceae
Product: sucrose nonfermenting 4-like protein
Exons: 14
Coding region: 280-1740 (486 amino acids)
Source: RefSeq, a predicted model, not a curated record
CUAUGGUUUCUCUUCUCUCGAUUUUAACCCAUUUUAUCAAAUAUUUUAACUAUUUUUAUUUGUUUUUUCUUCAACUCUUUCAGAAAAAAUUCCUUUAAAAAAUUCCAAUUAGUAUCUAUUAUAAUUCAUGCAAUUCAUUAGGAUUCAAUUACUUAUUUUAAUUGCUCCAACUUUCAAGUCCCUCAAAUUUCAAGCUCCUUUUACUGUGAAUGAAGUGAAAGGGGCAAAUUUGAAAGGUUAAUUAUUUAAGUUAAAUUAUUAAGAAGAAGAACAAAUUAGAUGUUUGCAGAAGGUGGUAUGGAUUGUGGGAGAGAAUCAGGUGGAGCAGGUACAGUGUUAAUGCGGUUUGUGUGGCCUCAUGGUGGUAGAAGUGUGUUCCUUAGUGGUUCUUUUGACAGAUGGACUAGGCUUGUUCCUAUGUCCCCGGUGGAAGGUUGUCCGACGGUAUUUCAGGCCAUUUGCAGUAUAACACCCGGUUAUCACCAGUACAAAUUUUUUGUUGAUGGAGAAUGGCGGCAUGAUGAGCGCCAACCAUGCUCAACAAGUGAAUAUGGGGUAGUGAACACAGUUCUAUUCACCGGGGAAACCAAUUACAAUUCUGUCAUAGGUCAGGAGAUGCCAUUGGGCAUGGAACUGGACAAUGAAACUUUUAGACGUGUGGUCCAUGUAUCAGAUGGCACAGUGGGUGACGUUCUACCGAGGAUAUCAGAGGCUGAUUUACAGGUCUCUCGUCAUCGUAUUUCUGUAUUUUUGUCCACACAGACUGCAUAUGAGUUACUACCCCAGUCAGGCAAGGUUGUCGCCUUGGAUGUUGAUGUACCGGUAAAGCAAGCAUUUCAUAUAUUACAUGAGCAGGGCAUCUCCACGGCUCCUCUUUGGGACUUUAGCAAGGGCCAAUUUACUGGAAUGCUUAGUGCCUCAGAUUUCAUCCUAAUUUUGACAGAGCUUGGGAAGCAUGGGUCAAAUUUAACAGAGGAAGAGCUUGCUACUCACACCAUAUCUGCCUGGAAGGAGGGAAAAGCAUAUAUGAAUAGACAAAUUGAUGGACAUGGGAGGGCUUUACCAAGACAUCUCGUCCAUACUGGGCCAUAUGAUAACUUGAAAGAUGUUGCUUUGAGAAUAUUGCAAAAUGAGGUGGCUACCAUACCCAUUAUCCAUUCAUCUUCAGAAGAUGGCUCAUUUCCUCAGCUCCUGCAUCUUGCUUCACUCUCAGGAAUACUUAAAUGUGUAUGCAGGUAUUUUAGCCAUUGUUCUGGCACCUUGCCCAUACUUCAGCUGCCGAUUUCUGCAAUUCCAUUAGGUACAUGGGUUCCAAAGAUUGGAGAGUCUAAUAGACGUCCUCUGGCAAUGUUGAGACCCAGUGCUUCACUUAGUUCAGCUUUGAACUUAUUGAUUCAAGCUCAAGUAAGUUCAAUACCAAUAGUUGAUGAUAAUGACUCUUUACUAGAUGUCUAUUGCCGGAGUGAUAUAACUGCUUUGGCAAAAGACAGAGUAUACACUCACAUUAAUAUUAAUGAAAUGACUAUUCAUCAGGCUUUGCAAUUGGGACAAGACUCCUACUCUCCAUACGAAGUAAGGGGUCAGAGAUGUCAAAUGUGUUUGCGUUCCGAUACAUUGCAUAAAGUAAUGGAGCGAUUGGCAAACUCAGGUGUUAGACGGCUUGUGAUAGUGGAGGCUGGAAGUAAGCGUGUAGAAGGUAUUAUUACACUGAGCGACGUCUUCAAGUUCUUGCUCGGAUAGUUCAAAGGGGACUAACUGCAGAAGGGUAUUAUUUACUCGAAAGAGAUUGUGCAGUGAUAUCGAAACUCCUAGCAACGGCAUGUUGUAUUUUAAAAUCUCCUGCCUUGUUUCAAGGAGAAACCGUUAUUUUCGAUUCGUAUUGGCCUCAUACUUGGUUGCCUAUUAUAUGAAUUAUUUCUAGGCUAAAAGAUGAGGGGCAUAGAAUUUCGGAGCUGAUUCUCUUCCGAUUCCUAAGCUGUCGUUUUUGUUAGCGGAGGAGAAGCUUAAUCUGAGCCAUCUCAUGUAAAUUUUUAUGUAAGUUAGCGGGACGGGGCAUGUAAUAGCUGUAUGCUUCACUGCUGCUGCUAAAAUAGAAAAAGAAAAGAGAUGGGGAAGAGGAACAUGAAAUCAAUAGUUUCUCUCAUAUUAGGCUGUGAUUGGUAUUUUAGGAAAUUUAAUCAACUUGUAACUUUCUCUUUU